Molecule: messenger RNA, 342 nt
Organism: Sphenostylis stenocarpa
Lineage: Eukaryota; Viridiplantae; Streptophyta; Magnoliopsida; Fabales; Fabaceae
Source: the annotation of a GenBank genome assembly
AUGCAACGGAAUGAAUGUAAUGUCAUCCAUCUCAUCCCCACCGAUGCUACCAAUUUUCCAUCUCCCUCCAACGGCUCAGAUCUCUCCCACGUGUCACAGAAACAGCUUUCUGCGUCCCUCGUCCUUUGCACCGGAAAACCCGCUGCUUUUCCAAAAUGGUGGUUUGAUCUGCUGCUCCUAACACAGCAUAAGAUGAACAUGGUUGGCCUGGUAAAUCGCAGCAUGUUUCAGGCAAGCCAUCUCAAUGCAAGUUUUGGUAGUGGUGGCAGAAAACUGCGACACCGGCUCAAUAAGCGUAUGACAGUAAUUCCCAUUGGCACGGUUUAUAGUAGCUUACAGUAG